CAGAAGCAUGUGUCAUCUUGACUGCUCGGUCCAAAAUCACUCUUAAGUUUGGAGGAAAUACCGUCGAGGUGUGCCUACAAGCCAGUUUAGUUCAGACGCCAUUGAACUGGAGAAUUAUUUUGUAAAGUUUACAUUUCACCGGCAGGCCAGGACUGCCCUGCAUUUAUAGCCAUUGGUCGUCACCUGAUCUGACCACUGCUCUUACCUUUGGUUGCUCCAGCAGUAAAGUGAGCGGUGAUGACCCUGUCUGGAGGCACCAGUGCCAGCAACAUGUCCGGUCAGACCGUGCUCACAGCUGACGAUGUGGAUAUCGAUGUAGUCGGGGAGGGCGACGAGAGCAUGGAGCGGGACAGUGACUGCGAGAGCCAAUGCAUGCAGGACCGAGGAGAUGAGGUGGAGGAGAUCGAGGUGAAGGAACACAGCGAGAGCGCCAGCGAGGGCGAGUCCAAGGGGGAUGUUCAGGAGAGCUCAUCCAGUCCCAUGCAAAACAAACCCAAGAGCAGCCUGGUGAAGCCGCCCUACUCCUACAUCGCCCUCAUCACCAUGGCCAUUCUGCAGAGCCCGCAGAAAAAGUUGACGCUCAGUGGCAUCUGCGAGUUCAUCAGCAACCGCUUUCCUUACUACCGAGAGAAGUUUCCAGCGUGGCAAAACUCCAUUCGCCACAACUUGUCCCUCAACGACUGCUUCGUCAAGAUCCCACGGGAACCGGGCAACCCGGGAAAAGGCAACUAUUGGACCCUCGACCCCCAGUCGGAAGAUAUGUUUGACAACGGCAGCUUUCUCAGGAGGAGGAAACGCUUUAAGAGACAUCAGCCGGACAUCCUCAGGGAACAGACCGCCCUCAUGAUGCAGAGUUUUGGGGCAUAUAGUAUAGGGAAUCCUUACGGACGCCACUAUGGAAUUCACCCGGCCGCCUACUCGCACCAUGCAGCCGCUCUGCAGUACCCGUACAUUCCCCCGGUGGGUCCGAUGCUCCCUCCGGCGGUGCCUCUCUUAUCCUCUGCAGAACUGAACAGAAAAGCAUUUAACUCCCAGCUGAGUCCAAGUCUCCAGUUACAAUUAAACAGCCUAAGCACCGCGUCAAUGAUCAAAUCUGAGCCUUCCAGUCGACCAUCGUUCAGCAUAGAGAAUAUUAUCGGUGUCUCCAGCAGCUCUGCGAGCGCACAGACUUUCCUGCGGCCGCCCGUGACGGUGCAGUCCGCUUUACUGAGCGCACAGUCCCUGUCCUUAUCCCGGACAUCAGCAGCCAUCGCGCCCAUUCUCAGCGUUCCGUCAAACUUAAUUUCUGGACAGUUUUUACCCACAGCGUCCACAACAGCGAUAUCCAAAUGGCCUUCUCAAUGAUAAUCAAAAACAUUUUUUUACACAUAUUUUAUUAUUAAAAGGCACAGUACGGACUGUAAGCAGCACUGGACAAUUCGUCCGCCCCAAUCUAGCCAUGUAAAGACUUUAAAGAAAGAAAUUAAAAAAUCAUAAUCAAAAAGGAAUGCUUUCAGUACAGGUAAUGUUUGUAAAUAUUUGUACAAAGAAAUUAAUUUACAUGUUACUUUCCAAUUUCAUUUAGUUGUUCAAUUGGAUGACAAGAGUUGAUUGAGCCUUAUUUUUCAUAAUUUUGUUUUCAUGGGUAUGUUGAGAAAAGUUAUUU
Molecule: messenger RNA, 1645 nt
Organism: Xyrauchen texanus (razorback sucker)
Lineage: Eukaryota; Metazoa; Chordata; Actinopteri; Cypriniformes; Catostomidae
Gene: foxd3
Product: forkhead box D3
Exons: 1
Coding region: 238-1344 (368 amino acids)
Biological process (GO): anatomical structure morphogenesis; cell differentiation; regulation of transcription by RNA polymerase II
Molecular function (GO): RNA polymerase II cis-regulatory region sequence-specific DNA binding; DNA-binding transcription factor activity, RNA polymerase II-specific
Source: RefSeq, a predicted model, not a curated record